CCACGACAUCAAAAGGAAGAGCGCCAGAGUUCACAGCCUACAAUAAUGUCCGAUAAAUCACCCUGCUUCCUCUACAAGGAGACACGAGUGAAUCUUGACUGGGACGACUCCUAUGGAAAUAUCCUUAACAUCUUCCUACCAAUCCACCAUUCCGGACCCACCAGACGAACGUCCUCUCACACAAACAUCAUCAAAAAGCCCGAACCCGACAAGCCAGAUACCCUGUUCCAGUACAGACACCUUGCUACUGCGGCCUCGGUAUACUACCGACCGAUUGAGCGAUAUCCCCGAUGUAUCCUGUGGAGAGUCCUGGAGGAAGCGCAGGUGCUCUCACUAACAUCGGUGGACUUUACCAAACCCCACGAUACCCGGGGAGAGUUUUCCAGCACAUUUAGAUUCUACUUCCCGGAUACAAUCAGGCCGGGAUGUGUUGGGUUUGCAGACGCUCCUGAUAAGGAUGAGUUGGUGGUUUAUGUCAUGACCGCCGGGAACAUUAUUUACACAUUGAAUCUGUCGGCGGAUUUCUUCCUCCGGGGCGCGGUUACUAGGAAGACUUCGAAGGAUAGCGAUUAUUGUAGGACGUUCUCGCCCUCUUCAUUUACCCUGCAUUCACCGCACUAUCUGAUAGCCAUUGAUCAUGAAACUUUGCUUGUUUCGUUGCAGGAUGGAGUGCUACUUAAACUUGAGAAGAGUGAUGCAUUACCUGAAGAUCCUGAGAUGUCGGUGUCACGAUAUGCCGAGAAGACAUUUAGUGAAGGUACCUAUAUGGCUUUUUUCAAAAAUAGGAUGCCGUACUUCAGGCCCGGGACUGUCAAACACGGCCGUGACAAUGUUUCGUUUUCAGCAGUUAUAUCUUCGGCGGUCUAUUUCCCGCGACAGUGCGAAGACAGUAUGGGGGAAGGGCAUCAAGUUGGCCCACUUUUGUUUACCGUCUCGGUGGACCAUACCUUGAAGACAUGGUCAUUAGACAAAGGUAUUCUGUUACACGCGACAGACUUGCUCAAUGAAACCGCUCCUCCGUCGUCUAAAAUGAAGACCCUACUAUCUCCAGCGUCGUCUCAGCUAUUAACUGUAAUCGACACCUCGUUCCGGGAUGACCACAUGUUUUAUCUUGUCAGCUUUUCCUCUGCAACAACCGGAAAGUUCAAAUUCUGGGCUGCUCAGCAGGGAUUCGAUGGGGAAUAUCAAGGGCUCGUAGAUUUAUACCCAGAUAGAGAGUUCACGGCGGAUCCCCCUACGUUGAACUCGGUUUGGAUGAUAUCUGAGUUCCGUGUCACACCUGUAUCAGGUGAUAACAACGGCCUCCUCAAUUUGUGGGUUCUAUGGAAGAGUAAUACAACCUUCCGGGUGCAAAAUCUACAAUUCCACAUCCUGAACGUUGGAGAAUACUGGAACACCUGGGCAACUGCAACUGCAGACUCUCUACACGGGCUUCCUGGUAUCCCGCCCAGCAAUGUCACCUCCGAGGAUAUCACAGAUUAUUGGAUGGAUUGGAUAUUCUGCCCCGGAAGAUUCAGCGAUUCUCUCCUCCUUACAGCAUUGGAUAUUCACCGAUUGUUCUAUUGGGCGACUGCUGGCUCCCCAGUUGACGAUCCAGCAGAUCCAUUACAGAGUAGAGUUGCUAAAGCCAUCCCUGGUGCUGUCGAAUUGCAUAAGACCGAGGAUGGGUCGCCAGAUUAUGAAAGGUAUAAUCACGAGCUUAACACACAAUGGGUGAGAUAUGCUCGUUUGUGUACCGAGCUCGACAAGCAACGAUGCGAAGCACUAUCCCUUGUGGCAGAUCCCCAUACGGGUUUCGUGUGGACUGUAAACGCGGACGGAAUCACCGCACUACGAGAAUGCACUGAAUCUGAGAUGAUGCAGCACAACCACCUCACCUUUGCGUUGAACAAGGAAAUACUCUCACUGCGGUCACCUCGGAAGCUUGGGGCUGGGUUAGCGAAUACAGAGUUAUCUGAUGCUAUGCUUUUAGUGCAGGCUGCCACGAAUUUGAGGAAUAGUCUGACCGGAAAGCUAUACGAAAACUGUCUAUGGAGGUUACAAAGGGAAGUGUUGGAGGAUGGUGUGUUUGCAUUCGAGGACCGGAUGUUGUCACUUUAUCAGAAUUGCCUGGAAGGGGAGAUUUCAGAUGAUGAUUGGGACAAAUUUGAGGAGACGACAGAAGCAAUGAAUGAUCCACAAACGGCGUUCUACUCUAUAUUGUCGAGUUUGUUCCAGGCUGAGGGACAUGCUGGAGCGGCUAAGCUGACAGCAUUCGGAGGGAGAGUGCUCGUGGCUGGGAGCCGUGAAGUCAUUCAUGUCAACCAUGAUAUUCUGUUUGGCCUGGUGUUUGUCCUGCUGAUGCUCGUCUUCGAGGGGGGGCAUCCGAAGAUCGAUAGCCCUGAUUCGUUAUACCUGCAGCUCCUGAACUAUAUGCGGGAGUAUGAGGUCCUUAACUGGAUGGCACGAACACCUCUGUCGAUUCCUGACUCUAGGCUUUCGGCAGACGACGAGCUCGCAAAAGGAUUGGCAGGUCUAAAAGUCACUGGAUCAGACCAGGCAGUCGUUUCACAGAAGAGGAAAGGUUCAGUCCUCCAGCUGACGCUUCCCGAGAACUCCGGCCCUCCCCCUCAUGGACCUGGCAGAAGCGGCUCCGUGGCGAUAUCUGUAUGUAUACGGCGAUAUUUGGCCAGCUUGGAACUCACAAAUCACGGGAAUGGAUUCGCAAAUGUCGGCGCUGCGCUCUUGGGCACCAACGCUGUUGCAGUCGCGAUGGAAUUUCAGAGGCAUCUUCCAGCUACAAGUUGGGGAUUUUAUGUGAGAGCGAGAAUACAGUUGAAGGAUGGCAGUAAAGAUACUGCUGCAGUAACCUUCAAGAAAGCUGCUUACGGACUAGGUAGGUUUUUCAUCUUUUCUUAG
This is a messenger RNA of Tuber melanosporum (Perigord truffle), 2898 nucleotides long. RefSeq lists its product as uncharacterized. Bases 46 to 2898 code for a protein of 950 amino acids. NCBI's taxonomy places the organism in Eukaryota, Fungi, Ascomycota, Pezizomycetes, Pezizales, Tuberaceae. The transcript is spliced from 2 exons. The record is from RefSeq and is a predicted model, not a curated record. Gene Ontology annotation, molecular function: structural constituent of nuclear pore. Gene Ontology annotation, cellular component: nuclear pore.